This is a messenger RNA of Achroia grisella, 1906 nucleotides long. It is a transcript of the gene DMAP1, whose product is annotated as DNA methyltransferase 1-associated protein 1. Gene Ontology annotation, molecular function: transcription corepressor activity. The transcript has 9 exons. Gene Ontology annotation, biological process: DNA repair; negative regulation of transcription by RNA polymerase II; chromatin remodeling. The record is from RefSeq and is a predicted model, not a curated record. The coding region runs from base 174 to 1571 and encodes 465 amino acids. Gene Ontology annotation, cellular component: nucleus; NuA4 histone acetyltransferase complex; Swr1 complex. Lineage: Eukaryota; Metazoa; Arthropoda; Insecta; Lepidoptera; Pyralidae.
UCUAAUCUGUGAUAAUUACAGAUUACACUCAUAUUAGUUUCCGAAUUAUUUUCAAUUCCUUGUUUAAUUUAAUUGAAUAUUCAAAAAGUGGAUUUUAUAAAUAGUGGAAUUGGAAUAAUACACUCACUUUUUUCUUUAUGCAUUAAAAUUAGCGGGUAACAAAUUUAAUAAAAAUGGCUGAUAUUUUGGAUAUCUUGGACAUUGAACAGCCAGGGGGUUCUGAAAUAAACAGAGAUACUAUUAUUCAUGGUGACAAAGUAAAAAAGAAAUAUGUAACUGCUAAAGCUGUGAAGAGGCCAGAAGGCAUGCACAGAGAAGUUUUUGCCCUACUUUAUAAUGACUCCAACAAAGAUCUACCACCUCUGUUGCCCACUGAUACAGGAAAGGCCUAUAAGCAAACAAAGGCAAAACUGGGUAUGCGUAAAGUGAGAAAGUGGACUUGGGCACCAUUUACAAAUCCAGCACGUAAGGACAAUGCUAUAUUUUAUCAUUGGAAACGUGCUUCAGAUGAAACAAAGGAAUAUCCAUUUGCACAAUUUAAUAAGCAAGUUUCAAUACCUUCAUAUUCUGAGUCUGAGUAUAACCAAUUCCUAAAAUCUGAAGAUUGGAGUCAAGCAGAAACUGAUCACUUAAUGGAUCUAUGUCAAAGGUUUGAUCUGAGGUUUAUUGUAAUUCAUGACAGAUGGGACCGUGCUGCAUUUAGGGAUAGAAGUAUAGAAGACUUAAAAGAGAGAUAUUAUGGCAUUUGUGCAACUUUAAGUAAAGUGAAAACUAACCCAUGGUCUAAUUCAACAACUAUGGUAAAUGGUGAGAAACGAAUAUAUCACUAUGACGCUGAACACGAAAGAAAGCGGAAAGAACAAUUACGUCGACUGUUUGAUCGAACACAGGAACAGAUUGAUGAGGAACAAAUGUUGUUAGCUGAACUGAAAAAAAUUGAGGCAAGGAAACGAGAAAGAGAAAAGAAGACACAAGAUUUACAAAAAUUGAUUUCCCGUGCUGAUAGUGGAAACACAGCUACUAAUAAUCAUGUUACUAAUAAUACAGACACAUCCAGUAAUCCAGCAAAUGUAUCAUUAAACAUUGCAAGACGUCAUGACAGAAAAUUACACAAGAAAAAACUUUCCUCACAACAAAGACCCAUCCGAACAGUGGAAACUGUGACAGUGGAAUGGUCUGGAAUUAAGUUUCCGGAAGCACGCGGCGCUGGAGUGUGGCUCCGUUCACAGCGAAUGAAAUUACCUCCUGGUGUUGGUCAACGAAAGACCAAAACAAUCGAACAAGAACUGAGACUUAUGAAUAUAGAUGUUGCACCCACUCCUACGGAAGCAAUAUGCAAACACUUCAAUGAGUUAAGAUCAGAUCUUGCACUGGUAUUAGACUUAAGAAGUGCUUUAGUGCCUUGCGAAUAUGAAUUGCAGGCAUUAAGACAUCAGUACGAAGUUCUUAAUCCAGGAAAAACUCUUACAAUACCUGCAGCAAUUUGCAAUGGCCCAGAAAAUGAGACAAAACCUAUGUUGGAAAUCAUUGAUGUAGUUGGAUCGCCAAGUGCUCUGAAUAAUACUAUCUAGCAUUGUGUACUACAUCCACAUUUCUCAUUUUAAAUCUUUAAAUAUAACUACUAAGUAAAUGUUUUAAACUAUUUUUCUGUUGUUUACAAUUGUACACAAUAUGUUGAUAUAUGUUAAAUGAUAAGACAUAACUAUGGUAAAUAUAUAACAAUUGUCUAGCAUUCACCCAACCACACCUAAACAUUGUUCCAAUGUACUCUGUUUAUGAAUGAAAACCGCAAGAUCCAUUCAGUAGUUUUAGAGAUUAUCAUGAACAUACAUUUAAUAUAGUGGAUGUGGUCAUAGUUUUAUAAUAUACAUUUAUUAAGUGAUUUAAGGACAUAAUGAACACACAA